This is a messenger RNA of Chaetomium strumarium, 1528 nucleotides long. RefSeq names its product mitochondrial carrier domain-containing protein. Gene Ontology annotation, biological process: folate import into mitochondrion; nucleotide transport. Gene Ontology annotation, cellular component: mitochondrion. The transcript has 2 exons. The record is from RefSeq and is a predicted model, not a curated record. Bases 423 to 1475 code for a protein of 350 amino acids. Gene Ontology annotation, molecular function: FAD transmembrane transporter activity; folic acid transmembrane transporter activity. Lineage: Eukaryota; Fungi; Ascomycota; Sordariomycetes; Sordariales; Chaetomiaceae.
AUGGAUGCGCUGCGGGGCGUAGACGGGGUUGAGCAAGAGGGUGGGGAUAUGGGACUACAAUAGGUCACAGGGUACCAUGACCAGAACUGUAUACUAUAGUAACGGGCCAACUCCGCGAUGAUGAGCACGAUAUAUCGGGGACAUCUCAACGAUCUCGAGUUAUUCUGUUGUUGCUGUGUGGAUAGUAAACUGUUCGGCUCCCAUGGCGCGAUUCGGCGUUUUCACUUUCGGCCGAGAGCGUCUGUUAGUUUUUCUCGAAGCCCUUGCGUCAUAGGUACGACACCUUUAGGUUUUUCUCUCUGCGCCUCUCCUCCCACGCGACCAUAGCAUUACCGCAGCGCUCGUUCAACGAUGCGCGACCUCAACAAACCCCCUACAGCGUUUUUGACGGGCCCAUGUAGCGACUGUCGCCAGGCGUCUCCAUGACGGAAACCAAAGAUGCGGGCCUCUCCCCCGCCUUUGUCGAGACGGUCGCCGGUCUGUCGGCCGGCACUAUGGCCACCCUGAUCGUGCAUCCGCUCGACAUUGUCAAGACGCGCAUGCAAGUCCACCGCAGCACCCUUGUCUCCUCCGGCAGCAGCACGAGCAGAACCCUGACCACCGUCUCGGUGAUCCGCUCGCUGACCCGCACCGACCGCCCGCUCGCGGCGCUGUACCGCGGGCUGACGCCCAACCUGCUCGGCAACGCCACGAGCUGGGCGUCCUUCUUUUUCUUCAAGUCGCGUCUCGAGCGGGGCCUCGCACAUCUCCGUGGGCCGCAGCACCAUGACCACGACCAUGACCGUGUAGAAGAGACGCAAGCCCAAGUCAAGCAGCGCCUCACGCCCGCCGACUUCUUCGCCGCCUCCCUCGCGGCCGGGGCGCUCACCCAAGUGAUCACCAACCCGAUCUGGGUGCUCAAGACGCGCAUGCUGGCCUCGGACCGGUCGGCCGCCGGCGCGUAUCCGAGCAUGUGGGCCGGCGCGGUCCGGCUGCUGCGCGAGGAGGGCGUGCGGGGGUUCUACCGGGGCAUGGGUGUCGGCAUGCUGGCUGUGAGCCACGGCGCGGUGCAGUUCGCCGUGUACGAUCCGGCGCGGAAGGUGUACCUCGCUCGCAAGCAGAAGGGGAGGGCGCGGCUUGGCGGCUGCGGAGACGAAGGGCAAGGGCAAGGGCAAGGGCAGGUCAGUGUCUCGAAUGAGGCGACGGUUGUGCUGUCUACUGUGUCGAAGCUCGUCGCGGGCGCCGCGACGUAUCCGCUACAGGUGCUCAGGAGCAGGCUGCAGCACCAUGAUGCCGAGGAGCAAUUUGGGAAGGGGAUCCGCGGGGUGGUGAGGAAGCUGUGGCAGGAGGAGGGCGUGAGGGGGUUCUACAAGGGGGUCAUGCCCGGUGUAGUGAGGGUACUGCCUGCGACAUGGGUGACCUUUUUGGUGUAUGAGAAUGUGAAGUACUACUUGCCUCGGUGGGCACAGGGCGGGAAGGAACAUGUGGUGGCAUAGACAUAGAUAUAGACAGGCUCCAGACGUUCUGGAGUGGUGGAAAGCGUUCAUCG